Laccaria bicolor S238N-H82 is the source of this 300-nucleotide messenger RNA. RefSeq lists its product as uncharacterized. The transcript has 2 exons. The record is from RefSeq and is a predicted model, not a curated record. Bases 1 to 300 code for a protein of 99 amino acids. NCBI's taxonomy places the organism in Eukaryota, Fungi, Basidiomycota, Agaricomycetes, Agaricales, Hydnangiaceae.
AUGGACACCUUUUCCUCUUUGCUCUUGAGGCACGCUCUCUUGCCCCCACACUACCACCAUGCUCUGGCCCCUCAAUUUCUUCUCUUGCCCCCACACUACCACUAUGCUCUGGCCCCUCAAUUUCUUCACUCGGCCCCUCUAAACCCCUCUGUUCAACUAGCUUCCACAGCACUCUGGAUCCCACAAUCACAACUAUCGUUAGGCCACCCUGGUUCAGAGGCAGAGAACCGGAGCGCAUCAUGGUCAUUCCGAGUCACUUAUGCGCAUGUUUUUGGGAGUAGCUGUGUUUUGAGGUUAUGA